Molecule: messenger RNA, 1119 nt
Organism: Nerophis lumbriciformis (worm pipefish)
Lineage: Eukaryota; Metazoa; Chordata; Actinopteri; Syngnathiformes; Syngnathidae
Source: RefSeq, a predicted model, not a curated record
AUGACGUUCCGGAGGCUAAAGAUGGUCGAUUCAAGCGGGCCGGACUAUGCUGCGGCGUCUUCCCCGGACAACGGCGUCUAUUUCCCGUCGUCCCAGUCGGACAGCUGCGGGCGGACCGCGCCGCUCAACAACGUCGCCUCCGAGGUUUAUAACUACAAGACGCUAGCUUACUCCGGAGGGACUUUGCCCAGAAAUUUGAGAAAGGCUGGCGGCUCACAGAAAUGGAAGCCACAAAUUCAAUCACCUCAAGAACCUCAAAGGAAGCUGGUGGUGCUAGAGAAGGCGGAUGAGCAAACGUUUGGUUUUGAGAUUCAGACUUACGGCUUGCAUCAUCAGGACCAAAACACGGUGGAGAUGUGCACAUUCGUGUGCAAGGUGCAUGACGACAGCCCGGCCCAGCUUGCUGGUCUUAAAGUUGGCGAGACCAUCGCAAGUGUCAACGAGAGCCUUGUAGAAGGAUUUCGCCACAAGGAGAUUGUCCAGCUCAUCAAAGCGUGUGGAAACACACUCAGGAUGGAGACGAUUUAUAGCGAUUCUAUCCGGAAAGCUGAGCUGGAGGCGCGACUGCAGUAUCUGAAGCAAACCCUCCAUGAGAAGUGGGAUGAAUAUCGCUCGUUAAUGGUGCAGGAACAGAGGCUUGUCCACGGUAUAGUGAUGAGCGACGCAUCCGUGUACGAGUCCCUAGAGUCGGCAGGCGUGUACGGCAGCCUGGGAGCACCUAGCCCCGCCGCUCCCCGCGCCCUCCACUGCACCGGAAGUGCCAGCAGUAGCGCCAGCAUCCUCAGCACGGCCACCGAGGACGACCCGCUCUACCAGACGUGCCUGUACCACGCGGGCGACUCGGACACAGGCGAGGGUAAACGGUGUAAACAACCGUCGCCAGUGAGAAAACAGCGCCUGCGGCCCGCCAGCGAGCUGUUUGCCUCGGCCAAGACGCAGCUAACACGUAGCGCCAGCACUCGCAGCUACACGAGGGGGCCCUCACAGGGGCCCGCGGCUGUCGACAAGCUGCCAGUCUUCAGCUCGCUACAGAGGAAACACAGAAGCUUCCGGAGGCACUUCCUCAAGUUCAUCCCAGGCUUGAACAGGCCACUAGAGGAGGAGGAGAGCAAACUGUGA